AUGCGUCUUGGCUCAAAUAGUUAUGAUGUACAGCGAACGGAGGCCAUCGGUCAGGCACCCGUCAAGUCUCCGCCCCCAAAUCAGAUCAGGUGUACUGUAACAUUCUUGGAUAGCACUUCGUUCCAUUUUGAGAUAGAGAAGAAUUCCCUUGGAAUAGUUCUGUUGGAAAAGGUGUUCAACUAUUUGGAAAUCAUCGAAAGGGACUAUUUCGGAUUAGUUUUCAUCGCUGUCGAUAGCUCAAGUACACAACAGAAGAAAUGGCUGGAUCCAUCAAAAAACUUGCGGAAGCAGAUGGUGUGUCCGCCAUAUCAUCUAUUUUUCCGAGUGAAAUUCUUCGUACGAGACCCGAAUCGUCUUCGCGACGAGUUUACAAGGUUUCAAUUUUAUCAGCAAGUCAGGCAGAAUUUAGAAGAAGGAAAAUUACCAUGUAACGAAGGAUCACUUGCUCUAUUAGCUAGUUAUGUAGUACAAGUGGAGGUCGGUGACUUUGAGGAGAAAACCCAUGGUAUGUCGAGGGCAUGUCUCUGUUAUAAGAUUCAAUUUGCUACGCUUCCUGACGAUUUUUCCGAUCGGGUAGCUGAACUUCAUCAACUUCAUAUUGGCCAAACUCCUGAUAUCGCGGAGCAAAAUUUCCUUGACCAUGCUCGACGUCUUGAAAUGUACGGGAUGGAUGUUUACGACGGACGAGAUGCCAACAAUCUGCUAAUCGAAAUUGGAGUAGGCGCAGUUGGAAUCAAAGUAUUUCAUGACGGAAUAAAAAUGGAUGAAUAUGCAUGGGCAAGAAUUCGGAAACUUAGCUUUAAGAAGAAACAAUUUCAAGUUUUGGUGGCCAACGAAGAAGGAAUUAGCGAAACGAACAUAGUGUUCAAUAUUAUGUCAGCGAAAACUUGUAAACUUUUAUGGAAAUGUUGUAUCGAACAGCAUACGUUUUUCCGAUUGAAGGCUCCCCCAAAGACCCCACAAAGGAAAGUUUUUAAUUUUGGCUCAAAAUUUCGAUACAGUGGAAGGACGGAGUAUCAGACAUUGGAAGAAAAUGAACAUCGAAAGUCAGCAGGACAUCGGAAUUUUCAUAGAAGUCUAUCAAAAUCUUCCUUCCUUCGAUCCACCUUUUCUGGAAACACCCAAUCUAUUGACUCAUCUCGAUAUACCAACACCACGACUACAGAUUCUCCAGAACUCCCAUCCAGUGGUCAACUGUUGGCACGUCGUCUGUUGAGUUCCGCUCGUCACGACACCGACUCAUCAGAUGCACUCGGCUACGCAUCGGAUGGCGCCGUCGUAUGUGCUCCCCUCAUCACACCACUCUCCCCAAGACGCACUCGAGACUACGCCACAGAUAGCGAAUCAUCUGCACCGUCCCUUCGUCAGCAACGUCUCAGCAAAGAGGCGAUAUACUACGGAACACAAGAAAGUUGUGACGAGAAGAGUUGGACACCGAGCAUGGCAUGCACCUCAACAUCACCAGGAAUUCAUGCAACCGCUUCGAUACGACCUUCGACGACAGGAACACCGAAUGGAGCAUCUCGAAAAGCGACAAGUGGAUAUUCAGCUUAUGGAUAUGCCAAUUCGACACAAACACAACAACCAACGAGUACGACAAAUACUAACUACUCUCCCUAUAUGAAUGGAACGAUAUCCCGGUCAUCUGGAAUUGCAGUUGCCAAAUCUGCUCGAGGAGGUCUUCCACCCACAAAUCAAUCAUAUAACACUUCUAGUCCUCGUAACUCUGUCGCCAGCUAUUCAUCCUUCGCAUCAGCAGGAAUCGGUGGAAGUCCCCCAAGAUCCAGAAAAUCUCCCCAAAGCAAUAAAUCAAGCAGUCCAGUAGGGGAAGAUCAAGUAGUAACGAUAAAGAUGCGGCCAGAUAGACACGGAAGAUUCGGAUUCAAUGUAAAAGGAGGUGCCGAUCAAAACUAUCCAGUGAUUGUGUCGCGAGUAGCACCGAACAGUUCAGCAGAUAAAUGUCAGCCACGGUUGAAUGAAGGAGAUCAAGUGUUAUUUAUUGAUGGACGAGAUGUUUCAACAAUGUCUCAUGAUCAUGUUGUUCAGUUCAUAAGGUCCGCGAGAGCUGGAGCCAAUGGAGGAGAGCUUCAUUUGACUAUUCGGCCAAAUGUGUAUCGAUUGGGUGAAGAAAUCGACGAGCCAGACAGUCAAAUGGUUCCGGAGCCAGCGAGAGUUGCUGAUUCAGUGCCAAGAUCUGAUAAGUUAUCACAGUCACUUCAAUUAUUGAGUGAUGCAUUGACAACUGGAAAAGUGGUUGAUCAGUUCGAAAUGUUGUAUAGGAAAAAGCCUGGAUUGACAAUGAAUAUCUGCAGACUGAACGCAAAUGCAAGCAAAAAUCGAUACCGAGAUGUUUGUCCUUAUGAUGAUACUCGAGUGAUACUUCAAACAUCUGGAUCUGGAGAUUAUAUCAAUGCUAAUUUUGUGAAUAUGGAAAUUCCAUCUUCUGGAAUCAUCAAUCGAUAUAUUGCCUGCCAAGGACCACUCCUUCAUACAUCUGGAGACUUUUGGUUGAUGGUUUGGGAGCAAUUAUGUACGACUAUUGUCAUGUUGACUACAAUCACGGAACGAGGAAGAGUGAAAUGCCAUCAGUAUUGGCCAAGAUUGAAUGAGACACAGGAGUACGGUAGAUUGAUGAUCAGGUGUAUAAGAGAUAAACAGACACCAAAUUGUUGCUAUCGAGAGUUCAGUGUUCGAGAUAGGAGUACAAAUGAAGAGAGAAGAGUGACGCAAAUGCAGUACAUUGCCUGGCCAGAUCAUGGUGUUCCAGAUGAUACAAAACACUUUAUUCAGUUUGUUGACGAAGUUCGAAAAGCGCGUCAAGGAUCCGUGGAUCCGAUUGUCGUGCAUUGUUCAGCGGGAAUUGGAAGGACGGGAGUGUUGAUUUUGAUGGAGACUGCUGCUUGUCUUGUCGAAUCCAAUGAACCUGUUUAUCCAUUGGAUAUUGUAAGGACAAUGAGAGAUCAGAGGGCGAUGCUCAUCCAAACACCUGGACAAUACACGUUCGUGUGCGAUUCUAUUCUCCGGGCGUACAACGAAGGAACGAUCAAACCGUUGGCAGAAUAUCAGAAACGAUAG
Molecule: messenger RNA, 3075 nt
Organism: Caenorhabditis briggsae
Lineage: Eukaryota; Metazoa; Nematoda; Chromadorea; Rhabditida; Rhabditidae
Gene: Cbr-ptp-1
Product: Protein CBR-PTP-1
Exons: 17
Coding region: 1-3075 (1024 amino acids)
Biological process (GO): protein dephosphorylation
Cellular component (GO): cytoskeleton
Molecular function (GO): protein tyrosine phosphatase activity; cytoskeletal protein binding
Source: RefSeq, a predicted model, not a curated record